Drosophila subobscura is the source of this 2154-nucleotide messenger RNA. RefSeq names its product sodium/potassium-transporting ATPase subunit beta-1. NCBI's taxonomy places the organism in Eukaryota, Metazoa, Arthropoda, Insecta, Diptera, Drosophilidae. The transcript has 4 exons. Gene Ontology annotation, biological process: sodium ion export across plasma membrane; intracellular potassium ion homeostasis; potassium ion import across plasma membrane. Bases 595 to 1524 code for a protein of 309 amino acids. Gene Ontology annotation, molecular function: ATPase activator activity. The record is from RefSeq and is a predicted model, not a curated record. Gene Ontology annotation, cellular component: sodium:potassium-exchanging ATPase complex.
AUUCAUUUGGUGAUCUUAACUCGAGAGCGCAACACGCAUACGCAUUCGUAUUCGUAUUCGCAUUCGCACCGAGGCAGUGGCCAGCAGUCGACAGCCGAGAACCAAACUCCAAGUUCCGAAUCCCCAUCAUCGAACAACCCAAUAACUUCUGCUGUGUUCUCGUAUCUCUCUCUGCCCCCUUCGUGUUUUUGUGUGUUUAUGUGCUGAGGCUUUUCCUUGUCAGUUUAACAACAAUUUCGAAAAGUGAACCCGAAUAUAAUUGCAUAAUUAAAGAAUUUUUUAAAUAUAUCACAGAGUGCUGCGUGUGCGAAAAAAAUACAACACAGAAUAUACAAAAAUAUAUAAAGAAUUGCCAGACUGCUGAAUCACCCGUAAUUUAUAUAUAUACAAUAUAUACUCACGUAUAAACGUAUAUAGAAAUCAGUUUUCGUAGCCAUAGCCUUCACGAACCCCACGCCGUCCACGUCAUCUACAAAAAAGAAAUAAAAUUCAAAUUUUUUAAGCAAUUUUAAGAGGCGAAGAAACCAUAAACGAACGAUUGUAUAGACUAACUGUAAACAAGUGUCAGGAAAGAGAGCAGAAAAGAGCAGAGCAAUGUCGAAAAAUAACGGAAAGCCCGAAAAAGUCGAAUAUGAAUACUAUCAGCCCGCGAAGAAGCGAACAUUCGGAGAGAUGCUCUACGAUCCCCAGGAGGGAACCUUCUUCGGGCGAACCGGCAAAAGUUGGGGUCAACUGAUGCUGUUCUAUGGCAUCUUUUAUAUCGUUUUGGCCGCCUUGUUCUCCAUCUGCAUGCAGUGUCUGUUGUCCACCAUCAGCGACACACAGCCCAAGUGGCAGCUGAAGGAAUCCCUGAUAGGCACCAAUCCCGGCCUGGGUUUCCGACCACUGAGCGAGCAAACCGAACGCGGUUCGGUCAUUGAGUUUGAUGGCAAGAAGCCAGCCGAAAGCGACUACUGGAUCGAGUUGAUUGAUGAAUUCUUGAUAGAUUACAAUCACACUGAGGGGCGGGAGAUGAAACAUUGCAGCUUUGGACAGACCCACAAUCCCACCGAUGUUUGUGUGGUGAAUAUGGAUCUGUUUGGUGCCUGCUCGAAGGCCAACAACUAUGGCUACAAGACCAACGAGCCCUGCAUAUUCCUCAAGCUGAACAAGAUCUUUGGCUGGGUGCCAGAGGUGUACGAUGCUCCCGAAAAGGACAUGCCCGAGGAUCUGACAAGGCUCAUUACCAACACGAGUCAAGAGGAGCGAAAACAAAUCUGGGUUAGCUGCAAUGGACAUCUUGGCAAGGAUAAGGAGAACUUCCAGAACAUCAGCUACUAUCCCAGUCAGGGAUUCCCCAGCUUCUACUAUCCCUACCUCAACCAGCCGGGCUAUCUGAGUCCCCUCGUCGCCGUGCAGUUCCACUCGCCGCCCAGAGGCCAGAUGCUGGAUGUGGAGUGCCGCGCCUGGGCCAAGAAUGUCUUCUACAGUGGCAGUGCCCGCGACCGCAGGGGCUCUGUGACCUUCCAGAUCGUCGUGGAGUAAGGCCCGCGUGGUACCCGGAAACUGUCGCCAACUUGUGAUCGCAACCACAAACACUAGCCAUAUGCAGGGGGCGAGGAUAUGGCAAGACCAACUACCAUCUACGAUCUACCUAAUUACAAGAGAUACAAAAACACACCCACACAGAAGAUAGAAGAUAAAAGAUAUAUAUAUGCAUAUGGAGAGAGCUAGCGAUGCCCGUUUUGAAUCGUAUUGUAUAUAUUUAUAUGAAGAAUGAGGAAUGAGGAAUGAGGAAAGGAAAGAGUUAUCCGAGCGCAACGAGAAUGGAUGGGAAGACAGGCCCCAAAGGAUUUGGAAUGAUGCAUUAUGAAAAUCUUUAAAAUGAAAGUUCAAAUCGUACACACACACACGCAAUUGUUGUUAUAGCUUGUCGGCUUGUCUACUGCUAUAGUGUUAUUAUUAUUAAUAUUUAUCUAUUAUUUUAUUAUGAAUUCUUGUAAUUACGAUCAUUACCUUCUGUCAGUUGUAUUUAGUUUGUAUUUAUAAAUGUUAUAUCAUGCCCAAGAACUCGUUUGUUUUCUACCCAAUUUGCUAAACGGGCCCAAGCCCCGCCCCGCCUCUUUCAAUUCUGUACAAAGAAGCAACUAAAUAAAUUGUAAUUGUUAAAUCUUA